AACUUGAAUAAUUUCAACAACCGUCGACCAACGACCAAAAUUAUCUGUGGACGAAAUUGACAUUUACCAUAUAAAUAAAAUAUUUAAUUUUAUUUAUGUUUAAACUCUUGUCUCGUACGAAAAUAAAUAAACAUGAAGUUUAAUAUAUAUAAUGGAAGCUAAAGUACAAAAGCAUAUCAUUGAUUACUUUUCUUUUUUCGAAGAAUUCUUCAAUAAGUCCAAAACGUGUUUGAAAAUUUGCCAAAACUGCGCAAUAUCUAUUAAUAAAUUGAUACAUCGUUGCAAAAAUAUAAAAGAGGCUAGCUUGUCAGGAACCCCUCUCGAAGAAUUUGACGGAUUGCAAAGAAAAUUGAUAUCGGUUUUACAUAACCUAAUAUCUGAAGAAGUUCGAGAAAUUCAAAAUCAACGAUCGGAACUUGAAGAAUCCUUUGAAAUACUCUGCAGUAAACACAGAUGUUUGUUAGAAAGUUGCAAAGAGAUUGACUUAUCUCACCAAACAUUGCUUACAAAAGGCACUCCUCUCCAACCCCCUUUGGAACAGUUACUAGAAUUUGCAGGAGAAACUAUUACAUUUGGUAGUCAAAUUUGUGCUCAAAUUGAGACCUCAUUAAGUGUUUUAUCAUUCAAAGCUCUUAACACAAUUUCCUUUGCCGAUAACUUUAAAAUACCACCUGACUGGCAGAAUAAAAUACCAGAAAUCAUAGCUUAUACAUCGUUUUGCUCAGAAAAUAUUAUUUAACAAUGGAUCUGCUUGGUUCCAUCUUGAAUUCUAUGCAAAAGCCCCCAUCUACGAGUGAGGCACAAAAAAAAGCAAUUAAGAAGCAUAAGGAAGCAUUGGAACAGAAGCAGAAAGAAGAAAAAAAUAUUCUUAAUAAAUUUUGUAGACGAGUAGAGGAGAAAAUAAGUAACUUUAUAAUGGAUGGUACAAAGCCAUAUUUACAAUUUGAUCCCAUGGAUCAAAUGUAUAGAUCAGUUAUUAGAGAUGUUGCCACAACAGCUGGAGGCCAAGUGUACUCCUUUGGACAAGAGGGCAUUGACAGAUAUUGUGUUGUUUACUUAAAAGAGAAAGGGCCAUCGGAGGAUGAACUCACGGUUCGCAGGGCAGGGGGUAUAUGGGAUGAUGACAAAGCAGCAGAAAUGGCACAAAGACGCUUGGAUAUGGAAAAACAAGCAGCUUUAGAUAAUGAAGAAGAGAAGAGCAGAAAACGAAAGCAUGGUAAAGAGGAGUUAAGUGGUACUUUCUAUAAGCAGAAAUAUGCACAUUUAAUAGGCCAGGAAGCAGCUAUAGAUGCAGCCCAGAAAACGAAUAUGAAUAAAAGUUAUGGAGAAGUACCAAGUGAGAAUAAAAAAGAUUUACGUUCUAUUGAGCAAACUAUGGCAGAUAUUAAAGCAAAGAAAGUUAAAAAAGCAGAAAUUGAGAAACAGAUGGACAGAGAAGGUAGCGUUUGAUUUUAAUUUAAUUCUAGUGGAAUAGCUUUACUUAGCAAUAAACUUAGACUCUUCCAAUUAUGUUAAGUUUAAGGUUCAAACACCUUUUAUUGUACUAAAAUCCAAAUUUUUUAGUCUUACAAAUUCAAUUUACAAUGCUAAUAUUUUGUUAUCACCUAUGAAUUACGAAGUCAAGAUAGAAUUCAUGCAAUUACAUGAUGUUGAUAGUGAAAUGUGUGGUGCUGUAUUGUUUACAGAAAUACAAUUGUGUAACAUUUUUCUGCUACUCAUGCAGACUCGUGGUAGUAAACUAAGCAAUAAUAAUGAUCCAUUUAAACAAUAAGACUGUAUCAAAGUUCUAUAGUAUAGGUUAAAUUUUAAAUGCUUAGAAAUAUAUACUAAAUAUCAAUUAAUUUGCUGCCUUUGAUUAUAAUUAAGGAACAUAGAAUAAUUGGUCCAACAGUCAAGUAUAUAAUUCCUUUUGUGACAUCGAAUCGUGAUAAUUGAAUAGAAGAUGUAAGUAUAGUCAAUUGUGAUGGCAGAGGUGUUAAGAUAAAUCAAAACAAGUUUGACCUUGAAUCAAAAUUACAUCUUAAUAAUCUGUGGUAAAUCAAGGGGGAUUUGUGAAAAAACGUUUAGAAUAUUGAUGUAGAUGAAUAGUGUUUUUUUAUAUAGAGAUGAAUCAAGAACAGUUUGGAUUGCUUAAAGGAGGAAGAUCUGCCAUUGAAAUAGACUAUACAUAUUAUGGUUUAAAAGUGUUGUGGUUGUUUCCGAAACCCUUGACGCAAUGGCGUCCAGUUUUAGUGCAAAAAUAUAAUAUAAUAUUAAUAGCACUUUACAUUUAGAGUUAGAACACUAACAUUCUAAGAAAUUAGAAUUAAAUCCUUUUGAUGAAAUAGCAUGUUGUUUGUUGUUUGUAUGAAGUUGAAUUGAAUGCUAAAGGCUUAAUAGAAUAAUAGAUAAAAAUAAUUAUUUUUCUACAAUGAACCAUAGACAUACAUACAUAGACAGAACCAUUGAAGCAAUAAUACUUAACUUUUUAGGGAAUAUUAUGUAAGAAAAGGAGCAAGACCAUGUGAUCUUUUAAUUUUAUAGUAAUUUUCCAUGAGAUGUUUUUUAAAUAUAAAAAUACAGACUAUCAAAUUAAAAAAUUGUCAUGUGAGCUAUGAUUACAGGUUUAAUAAAACUUAAAAUUAUUGUUUUUUUUUUUAAUUGUGCCAAUGGACACCGAUUAUAAUGCCAAUGUGAUAUAGGUGAAGUUAAAUGUUUUUUUAAACAUUUUAGUUUAGGUUUUUUUUCUGUAACAUUGUAGUACAGAUUAUUUUCGAUUGUAACAACAAAAACUAUUUUGUGUACCUGAUGUUAAGUUCAAAUGUAAGUAAUUUAACUUCGGGAUGUAAAAAAUAUUAAAAUAAAUAAUAUCCUAAUAUGACAA
Messenger RNA from Vanessa tameamea, 2863 nucleotides. Its product is annotated as sperm-associated antigen 7 homolog. The transcript has 3 exons. Bases 742 to 1449 code for a protein of 235 amino acids. Gene Ontology annotation, molecular function: nucleic acid binding. The record is from RefSeq and is a predicted model, not a curated record. NCBI's taxonomy places the organism in Eukaryota, Metazoa, Arthropoda, Insecta, Lepidoptera, Nymphalidae.